UCGUUGCAGAGUGCCGCUCUGACCGUGUGGGUGCAGUGCAGCCGAGAAGGCUCCAGAUCUGUGAACGAGUCUGUUGAGGUUUUGGUCGAAAACGUGAACGAUAACCCUCCAAACUUUGCACAGAGCCACUUCGUGCUGGACGUGAAUGAGCUCACGCCGGUCAACUCCAGCGUGGGACUGAUCGAAGCGUCAGACGUUGAUUCGGAGCCGCUGUUUUAUCGCUUGGAGCCUGCAACGGAUAAAUAUUUCCGCCUGGAGAACGUCAACACUCCAAAGAUAGUUGUGAAAAGCGUCCUGGACUACGACGUCGUUCAGAAGAUCUCGCUGGUUUUACACGUGCAGGACACGCUCGAAGGUUCGACCUCCAACGAGCCCUUCUUCACGUCCGUGGCCACCAUCACGGUGCAGGUGAAGGACAUCGAUAAUCGGCCUCCGUGGUUUCAGCCUUGUUUGAGGACCAAUUUGGGGAUCGCCAAACUGUGUGUGAGCAGCGGCUACAGAGGCAAAGUCAACCUGACCGAGAAGGAGGUGAGCCGCUCCAUUUGUUUCGACACACGCAAGCGGCCUUACCGUGUUGGCGAAGGCUUGAAGGAACACCUGCAGACACUACCCAGGGAUUAGAACGUAUUUCCAGCUCGUCUUCAUUCG
Messenger RNA from Plectropomus leopardus (leopard coralgrouper), 648 nucleotides. The record is from RefSeq and is a predicted model, not a curated record. Lineage: Eukaryota; Metazoa; Chordata; Actinopteri; Perciformes; Serranidae.